AUGAGUGAAGAAAAAGUUUGGGGUGAUAAACCAGUUUAUUUUAAACAACCUUUCAGAUGGAUACGUUAUCAUGCACAUGUGAAUCCAGCAUUAUUUGUUUCUGUGGCAUUAGGUGUAUCAGCACCAUUAGUGUUAUUGUUGACUCCAUUAAGAAGAAAAUACUUGUAUGCCGAUCAUGAACCAAUUCCUCAAGUUUAUCCAUUGCCACAAAGACCAAGAGAUAAGAAUUUAACUGGAUUUGAUGAUGAGUAA
Molecule: messenger RNA, 252 nt
Organism: Candida dubliniensis CD36
Lineage: Eukaryota; Fungi; Ascomycota; Pichiomycetes; Serinales; Debaryomycetaceae
Exons: 2
Coding region: 1-252 (83 amino acids)
Source: RefSeq, a predicted model, not a curated record